GAUAAAUAAAUAAAUAGGACCAUUGCGCAGACAUAACCUCAUAUAACCUUCAAUCAUGUGACUUUGUUUAUUUACAUAAAUUACCCGGUUCAACCGUGAUUUUAUUGGCCAAUUCGUUAAUAAAAGUUCUUUAAUAAUAUUUACGUGAUUUUAUUCAGCUAUUAACUAUUUACUAUGGAAGAAAUUACGACUCGACAAGCUUUUCUCAAAAUUAAACCUUACUGUGAUUCUUUAAUGAAAACUCCAAAAGCUGAUCAUGCCAGUAAAGUUGAGAUUCAAAUAAAAAAUUUGCCAAAUUCUGUGGUGCAAGAUCUAACAGAAUACAUUUUGUACCCAGUUAUUGUUCACAUUCAAAACGUUGGAUUAGAUGCUAAAAUUAAUUUGGUGGAUAUAAUAACAACAACUGUUUCUAAAAUAACUCUUAGAAACAUUGACUUUUUCAACAAGCUCUAUUUUUGUGUGGUUUUGACUAUUUAUGAUCCAUCACAAAAUACUUUGGUUAUUUCGGGACAUGAAGAAUUAAAAUUAAGUGUGACAACAUGUUUGAAAAGCUUAAUGUUACAUGCAUCAUCAGAUGUUAUCGAAAAAUUUUAUACUCGAGAAAAUGCUUCAAAAAUUAGUCAAAGCAUUUAUUUAUGUCUUUCAAUAGCUAAAACAGAAAAGUUAUUCUCUUUAAAAAUAUCAGCCAUCGAAGCAUUGAUGACCUUAUCAUAUAUUCAUGAAAACGCCGAUCCUUCUGAUAUUGUCUUACAAAAUCAAGUAGCCGAUAUAAUAAUGUUAUUUCUCCCUGGAAUUGUAAAAGGACUACAAGAAAUUUAUUUAGAGAAUGAUAUAAUUAAUCAUAAGGUCAUUGUAGCAGCAGUAAAAGCUCUAGGACGUAUUUUAGCUUUAGUAAUGGAAGAUUUACCUCAAGAAGAAAAACCUUUGGACUUUUUAAACUUAGUAAAUUCAACAAAAGCUUCUAUUUCUGAUCCACUGGGUAUUUAUUUAAACCAAAAAGGUCAUGAAGGUAUGGAAAAAUUGAUACAAACAGUUACAAGAACCCAAGAAUGGUUUGAUGCGGCAUCAGAAAAACUUCAACAUCCGAUACAAAAUUUACUUAAUUUAACAAAACAUUCACACAUCAACGUUAGAAGAGAAUUAGUAGAAACAACAAUAUUACUUAUUACAAAAUGUCCAAGAAAUUUGAAUAACAAUUUCAUUGAUCUUGUAGACAUUCUUAUUAUUUUAUCAGAAGAUGAUUCUUUAGACGUAAGCAAUAUCUCAAAAAAUGCACUAGAUAAAGUUAACUCAAUAGUGAUUGAAUAUAAAAUGCGAUCAGUUGUAGAAAUGUUAGAGGAACGUUUUUAUAAGUUGCUUAUACAGCUACCAAGACUCAUAAGAAGAUCAGAUGAUGUUACGCAAUUAUCAUAUUUAAAUCAAUUAAUAGGGUACAUAAAAAUCUUAGGCAAGGAAAGACUACCUUUGGUUAUGGCUUCUGCUUCUCAUUUACAAAAACUGAUAUUAUCUCUUGUUUCUAUUAUAGAAAUUGAUUACAGUGGUGUAUCAAUUCUGGAAGAUAAUCAGUUGAGAACAAUAGAGGAUUGUGCAGAUCCAUCAAAUAUUUCUUGGAAGAAAUUUAAGUUUAUUCGAGACUUAGAGACAGAAAAAAAAUUGAUUCUUAUAUGUAAACUUCUUGGAACAACUGGUGAUUUAUAUAUUCUAGUUGACACAAUUUUCGAAAUGAUGACGAACAUGAAACAUUAUCGAAAAGAAUUGAUUUUACUACUAAAUUGGACUUUGCAAUGGACAAAAGAAGCACCAGCUUCUUUAUAUCAAGACGUAAUCAAUGACUAUAUAGACCAUGAAUUUUGGUAUUUACCUUUAGAGUCUAGUGAGAAUGAAGAAAUUCCUUUGCGAUUUUUGCAAAGUAACGUUGUUCAAUCCUGUCUUUUAAUAGAAGGAUUAGGAUUAUUUGCAUCUGUACUUCAAGAAGAGUAUCAACAUUUUUUACUGAAAACAUUGUAUUUAGUCAUUGAAAAAGCGGGAAGCGGGAAUGGAUUGAUUAGUUAUGUAGGUCAUCAAGCCUUAGAAGCGAUAGCUAAAUCUCAAGGAUGUGAAAACAUUACUACUCUAAUUCGAAACAAUGUUGAUUAUAUUUCUUAUCAUGUCACAAUGAAAUUAAAGAGGAUAGAGAGAAACCCUGGAGUCUUAAACGUCGUUGCUGUUGUCAUAAAGUAUAGUUCAAUAGAUAUGCUCCCAUGUUUGAAAGUAAUUGUUGAGGAUGCUCUAGAACAAUUGAGUUCUCAAUUUUCAAAAGGUAACGCCUAUGCGAUGUUAAAAGUUCUUUAUACGUUUACAAUAUGUUUACGACAGUUAUUAGGAAUUAAAAGUAUUGAAAAAGAUAAUACAAUUGAACAAAAUAAAGAUAAUAUUGCUGAACAAAUAAUUCAAACUCUUUUAGAGUAUCACAAUGCGAAAAAAGUAUCAGAAGAUUUUGAAAAUAAUGAACUUGGUGGUAAACCUGAAGAUAUUUUAAAAGAAUUGCAAGAAAAAAAUGACCUACAAUCAGAUUAUGAUGUUGACGAUAAUGAAAAUGAAAAAAAGGAACCUCCAGAGUACAUUAAAAUGACAGAAAACGUAAUGAAAACAUGUUUACAUUUCUUACCUUCUCCAGAUAUUUCUAAAUGUUUGUUAGUGAUGCAAACACUCCAACAUGGACUCUAUAUUCUCGCUGAUUGGAGUGAACAACUGUUACCGAUUGUUCAUCUAUUGUGGCAUCCUUUAGUUGAUCGUUUUCAAGCUUCCAAUAUUCUUAUUAUCAACCAUGCUUGGCAACUACUUUAUACAUUGGCUCUUGUAUCAGAAGAUUUCAUUAGAUCGAGGACGCUUAAACAAGUAUCGCCUGCUUUAUUAAAAUUUUUAGAUAAUUCUGCAAAAGAAAGUUACAAAAAGGAUUCAAAAAGUACUUAUAAAUUUACGCAAAUCUUUAAACUUCAAAAACUACUACUAACUCAAAUGGGACAGGUUGCUAAAUAUAUUAAGCUCCAUGAACCCGAUCUAUGGAAUUUACUCACGCUGGCUGAACCUUACUUAAACUGCAAUCAGCAUCCUGAAUUACAAGAAUGUUGUAUAACUUUGUAUAAAAAAAUAGCAGAAAUCAAUGGAGACAUCGUGUGGGUUAAAUGUCUCAGUUUAUGGCAUUCCCAUGUCAUGCCUAUUCGGCAAAACAAAUCGUUCAGUAUGAAUGAUUUAAAAAUGAAUGAACAAACAGAUAAUAAUAGUGAAUAUUUGAAAAAUAUUCGUGAAAUAUUAAUGUAUAUUGAUAAAAUUACCGAUGCAAUUAUUAGAUAAAAUUUAAUAACUGUAAAACAGUAGAUGUAAAUUUUGUACAGCAAAUUUAUAGAUUUGAUUU
This is a messenger RNA of Chelonus insularis, 3394 nucleotides long. RefSeq names its product Telo2 interacting protein 1 (gene Tti1). NCBI's taxonomy places the organism in Eukaryota, Metazoa, Arthropoda, Insecta, Hymenoptera, Braconidae. Gene Ontology annotation, biological process: chromatin remodeling. Gene Ontology annotation, cellular component: cytoplasm. The coding region runs from base 175 to 3333 and encodes 1052 amino acids. The record is from RefSeq and is a predicted model, not a curated record. The transcript has 4 exons.